Messenger RNA from Phascolarctos cinereus (koala), 4161 nucleotides. The record is from RefSeq and is a predicted model, not a curated record. Lineage: Eukaryota; Metazoa; Chordata; Mammalia; Diprotodontia; Phascolarctidae.
UGGAUACAUGUAAUCUAUAUAUGCAAAAGACAUACAUGUAUGUAUGUACAUUUGCAUGCAUGCAUGCAUGUAUCCAGAAGGCAGACAAAGAUCAGAGAGGAAGACUCCAUCAGCAUCAGGCCUAGAAAGGGGAUUCUGAAUAUUUGUGGAAAGCUUUGCCUUCACUUCUCCCUCAGUCCCACCUAACUUUUCAGUGUCCCAGUGGAGAAAGCUGAUUUCCAGCUCACGAUUAGCCAUUGAUUCUCUCCCAUAGCUUGGAAUUACACUGUUUACUUCUUCCUUCCCAAACUACUAGCUCUAUUUAGAGCUAGGAUCUUACUUUCCCCAAUUAACCUACACUACCUCCCUGCUUAGGCACAGGCAGCUCAAACCAGCCUCCUGCUCCCUCCCACCAGAACUCCCAGCUAGUUUCAAUCAAGUUUGGCUCUGAUUUCCCUGAAUGGAUUAUUCAAUGUUCCAGGGGAUUCAAACAUUCCACCCCAGUCCUAUUGAGGGUGUGUAUGUGUAUGCACAAGAAGGGUGCUUUCUCUGCCCUUCAGGGAGAAGGAAUGUGCCCCUUUCCAGAGAGUGUGUAUACACACACUCACUCACACCCACACAUAACCAAAGCUCCUAUUCUAAAGAAUGAACAGCCUUCGUACUGAAGAAUAUAGAUUUGGUUGUGGUAGGACGGUUUGGUAGAGAUGAAUUAUAAAACUGGUAGCUUUGAAGUCAUAGACUAGACUAAGAAGAAAUAAAAAGAGGAAAGUGGGAGUGGGUAGCACUUUGAAGAAAGAAUACUUAGUUGCCAACAAGAACAGAGCAGUGGAUAGCUGCAAUUCAGAGGUUUAAUUUGAUUUCUUCUUAUUCUUCCCCCUUCCGCUGCCUUUCCCUCUCCUCCUCAAUCCCUUAAUGAGGGGGGGGGCUUAAUUUGGGGGGAGAGAAGAUCUUUCACUCUCGCCCCCCCAAGCUCUAGAAGCGAAAGGAAUAAGCCUGAGUCUCCCUGCUCUAGUCUCUUCCCCUCUCUCAGCUCCUCUCUUCCCUUUCUCCUUCCCAUUCCCUUAAUUGCAGAUGUUCUAAUUAAACCCUCAAAUAGUUGUUAUGCUGUUUUAAAAGGUACUAAUUCAAGUGUCAACCAGGCCGGGAGGGGAGGGGAGGCAGCGGUAGUGGCAGUGGCAGCGCAGGGUGGCGAAUUAAAGGUAGAUUGACUAAUCACGGCGGCGAUCAUAAUAAUAAAAUCAGAGGGGGAAAAAAAUCACAUUAUGACUUUUCGUGGAAAGAAGGGAGCAGGCAGCGGCCGCCAGCAGCACGCCUACUCCGACACAAAGAGCCUCGGCGAUUCCCCUAGACUGAUUUAUGACGUUUUACAGCCCUAUAAAAGCUGCAGCGACGAGGCAAACGCUCCUACCACCGCUGGCAGAUUUAGUCUAAUAAAUAAAACAUAAACAGUUAACUUUAUGUGUCACUUUUAUUGUUAUCAAGUAAAAUAUAGCUGGGCCCGGCAAGCUAUGAUUUUAAACUAUAAUUGUUAUCAAGUACAACAAGGGGAUCCGGCUCCCUCCCUUCCUCUCUCCUCUCCUCUUCCCUCCCCUGUCCCCCGGCACUCUCCCCCCCCAACCAAACUAUGACUUAUCCAGGGGCAGUUAAUUGGAAUCGAUGUCCUGAAGUGGCUUCUUCAGCUCUGAGGGUGUGUUGUAUUGGGCCUUAUAUUUCCCCCACCUUGGUGAGGUUUCCACUUAUCUCUCCUUUCCUCCUUCUGAAAGCCAUCAGGGUAGUCUAAUUUGGGGGGAAUGGGGGAUGGAUAAGGACAUCAGUAGGAAUCUACUCAGGUCCUUAUCCCAUCUCCCAAAACCCCUCUCCUUUCUCUCUUCCACCUUAUCCCCUCCCCACCUCCCCAUAGGCCCAGCUGAGUCAGAACCUAGUCUUGGAAGAACAGAAUCUUCACCUUUCCCUGUUUUCCAAUGCACACUCGCCAAAGGACCCCACUUCUAUACUCCCCCCCCACAAAAAAAAUACCCUCUGGCUCCUUGGAGGUCUGGGGGAAGUUUUGCACUUAAGAUUCAGCCUUAAGCCAAGGGUGUUCUGGGAUGCAUGUUUACACACAUGUACCAUAGAUAGUGCCUCACACCUAACAGGUAUAUACAUAAAAUUACACAUGCAAUGGGCACCGGCAAGCAUUCUAUCGCACCAAAAUUUACUCAUCUCUACUUAUAGAGAUAUCCUACAUCUACUUGUGUAAUAGCUAUAGACAUAGGUCAUCUGUAGAAAUAUGGUCAAUAUUGAUAGAGUUCUGUAAAUGUUAUCAGUUUUUUUUCCUUCCAAAAUCCCAGAUGCAGUCCUUUUAGAUGAUUUUCAAGAGUUGGAAAGCCAAGGUAGGUAGGACAUUGGAAAAGUCCCAACACUGAAAAUGUAAAGGUGAAGCUCUGGUUCUGGGGGGAGAAGCUGUGAGAAUGGGGAAUCGAAGAGGAAGAGUUCUGAAUUCUGCCUUUUUCCAAAGACAUAGCAUCUCUCUCCAACCAAGUUAAGGGCAUCCAGACCUUCAGGCAUGACAAUCAUUUGCAUACAGCCAGCUCUACCUGCCAGGUUGCUUGGCGUGAUUGGCCGGCGCAGUCACAUGGUGAAAGUAACUUUACAGGGUCGCUAGCUAGUAGGAGGGCUUUAUGGAGCAGAAAAACGACAAAGCGAGAAAAAUUAUUUUCCACUCCAGAAAUUAAUGAUCAUGAGCUCCUAUUUGAUGGACUCUAACUACAUCGAUCCGAAAUUUCCUCCAUGCGAGGAAUAUUCGCAAAAUAGCUACAUCCCUGAGCAUAGUCCGGAAUAUUACGGCCGGACCAGGGAAUCAGGAUUUCAGCAUCACCAUCAAGAGCUGUACCCACCACCACCUCCACGGUCUAGCUAUCCCGAGCGCCAAUAUAGCUGUACCAGUCUCCAGGGACCGGGCAAUCCGAGAGGCCACGGGCCGGCUCAGGCGGGGCACCAUCACCCCGAGAAAUCGCAGCCGCUCUGCGAGCCAGCUCCUCUCUCCGGCUCCUCCACUUCCCCCUCCCCAGCCCCGCCAGCCUGCAGCCAGCCAGCCCCAGAUCAUCCCUCCAGCGCCGCAUCCAAGCAGCCCAUAGUGUAUCCAUGGAUGAAAAAAAUCCACGUUAGCACGGUGAACCCCAAUUAUAAUGGAGGGGAACCCAAGCGUUCGAGGACAGCCUACACCCGCCAGCAGGUCCUGGAAUUAGAAAAAGAGUUUCAUUACAACCGCUACCUGACCCGGAGGAGAAGGAUCGAGAUCGCCCACUCGCUGUGUCUCUCCGAGCGGCAGAUCAAAAUUUGGUUCCAAAACCGUCGCAUGAAAUGGAAGAAGGACCACCGACUCCCCAACACCAAAGUCAGAUCCGCCCCACCAGCCGGAGCGGCGCCCAGCGCCCUGCCCGCAACCACCCCCGGCCCUACUGAAGACCAUUCCCAAAGCUCAACACCACAGGAGCAGCGAGCAGAGGACAUUACCAGAAACAACAGAUACAUGGAAACAAGCCCCCCCUCUCCCCUUCUCUCCGUUCCACUGUUAAGGACCCUUUUAAGCAUGUGAUGUUGUCUUAGCAUGGUACCUGCGGGGCUUUUUUUAGGCCAUUUGGGGGUUUUAUUUAUUUUUUAAGAAAAAAAAAGCAGUAAAAAAAAAUAUAUAUAUAUAUAUAUAUUGCAAGGUGCGAUGGUCCAGUUCUGGUUAAUUUUCAGGGGGAAAGAGGGAAGAAAAAGGAAAGAGACGUUUUUAGGCCAAUUCUUCUGUUUCUUCUUUUCCUUUUUUCCCCCUUAGGCCUUUUGCAUUGAAAAAUGCAUCAGGGGAGGUGAGGGAGGGGGAAGUCAUUUUAAGGAGAACAAAGCUAUGAAGUUCUUUUGUAUCAUUGUUUGGGGGGGUGGGAGGAGAAGGGGGGGGAAAGGCAGCAGACAAAGCUAAAUGCAUCUCGGGAGCCUCUCCUAGCUGUUCAGUUUGAGGAGCCAAAAGAAUAUAAAAAAGAACUUUGAGUUCUGAGACGGAAACUCCAGACUUUAGGUAGAUUUUUCACCCCCCUUGUGAUCAUUGUGGUUUUUGGACUGAAUUUACUUGGUUAUUGUAAAACUUGCAAUAAAGAAUUUUAGUGUUGAUGUGAAGUGCCCCGUGAUCAAUAAUAAACCAGUGAAUGUGAAUUAGUUUUA